AUGUCAAAAAGAUUUAUCCUUCUUUGUCCUUCCCCUACUUAUCUUCCAUUGUUUCUUGCAUCCUUUUAUAUGUUUCUCACCAUUCAAGCAGAUAGAAAUGGCUUGAUUCUUGACCUCAUCCACCGAGAUUCACCAGAGUCUCCCUUGCACAAUCCUUCCUUGACUCCUUUCCAGCCUGCCAAAUAUGCUGUCCAGCGUUCAUUUGAUCGUGCUCUUACUUUAGAUUCUUCAGGAGUUCUGCCAAAUGGUGGGGAGUACCUCAUGAGAAUAUCAUAUGGUACUCCACCAGAAGAGACACUAGCCGUUGUUGAUACAGGUAGCGUUCUUUCUUGGGUCCAAUGUUCACCUUGUAUCAACUGUUACAAGGAAAAAUUUCGUCCCUUUAGUCCCAAAAAAUCUUCAACAUUUAGGGUUGUCCCUUGUAGCUCGGACACUUGUCAUUUAUACUACGCAAAUAAUAAUACCUGCGGAGCAAAUUCAAUCAAACCUAGCAUGCCCUGUCCUUAUGGUAUUGUGUACAACGAUCGAUCGUAUACUAGAGGUGUUCUUGCAUUUGAUACUAUCAGCUUGGGUGAUUCCAACAAAAUUAGGUCCUUCCAACGCUUUGGUUUUGGAUGUGGAUAUGAAAAUGUUGGUACGACUUUCCCUUAUCUGGGGAGUGGCCUAGUUGGUCUAGGCUACGGGGAAUUUUCACUUAUUUCACAAUUAUAUCCUACAUUUAGUGGUAAGUUUUCCUAUUGCUUAGGGCUAUCAUUCGACACUAGUGCAAAGCCUGGUAAAAUCAGUUUUGGAAAUGAUCAGUCCAUAACUUAUAGUAAAGGGGUGGUUUCAACUCCAUUUUUUACAGAACUUGGAUCACCUUACUAUAUGAUAGAUCUCCAAGGAAUUAGUGUUGCAAAUACAACGUUGAAGUUCCCUAAUUACCUUUCGAGUAUGCCUCAAGUACAAGGAAAUAUUAUCAUAGACUCAGGAACUACAAUAACGUUUCUUCCUCUUGAUUUAUACGUUGGAUUAAGAUCAGCUGUAGGUGGUGCAAUGGGAAACAAAACCGUGCCAGAUCCAUUCAGCAAUUUUGAGUUAUGCUAUGCCUCUGUGAAUGAAACAAAGGUGCCUGCAGUCACAUUCCAUUUCCAGGGUGCAGAUUUGAAGUUAGAGCCUGUGAAUUUAUUUUACAGAACUUCUAAUACUUCAGUUUGCUUAGCUUUUCUCCCGAGUAAUUCUGUUGCUAUACUUGGCAAUGUGGCACAUAUGAAUGUCAAGGUGGGAUAUGACUUAGUGAAGAAGAUUAUUUCCUUUAUGCCAAAAGAUUGUUCUCAUAAAUGA
Messenger RNA from Coffea eugenioides, 1323 nucleotides. Its product is annotated as aspartic proteinase CDR1-like. Bases 1 to 1323 code for a protein of 440 amino acids. The record is from RefSeq and is a predicted model, not a curated record. Gene Ontology annotation, cellular component: extracellular region. NCBI's taxonomy places the organism in Eukaryota, Viridiplantae, Streptophyta, Magnoliopsida, Gentianales, Rubiaceae. Gene Ontology annotation, molecular function: aspartic-type endopeptidase activity. The transcript has a single exon. Gene Ontology annotation, biological process: proteolysis.